Gossypium raimondii (Peruvian cotton) is the source of this 1664-nucleotide messenger RNA. RefSeq lists its product as uncharacterized. The transcript has 12 exons. NCBI's taxonomy places the organism in Eukaryota, Viridiplantae, Streptophyta, Magnoliopsida, Malvales, Malvaceae. Gene Ontology annotation, molecular function: protein binding. The record is from RefSeq and is a predicted model, not a curated record. Gene Ontology annotation, cellular component: mitochondrion. The coding region runs from base 108 to 1391 and encodes 427 amino acids.
GCUUCAUUUUCUUUUGUCCUAGCAACUCGUAAGUAAUAAGGAUAAACUAAAACCCUUCUGAUCAUUAAAAUUAGGGUUUUAGCAACAAAUAAAAAUAACCAUCACCGAUGAUUCAUGCAGCAGUUAAGCUAUCGAAAUCGGUCAUUUCCAUGUCUCGAACUUCCUUAGUAGCUGCAACUUCAUCGCAGCCUUUGAGAUUCCUCCACGAUGGAACCAACAGUCCCAGUUCCAACCCAGUCGCUGUUCAGAUGAUCAAUUACGCUCUCUCACAUGCCAGGUCCCAGAAAUCAGAUGAAUCAUAUGCUCAAGGCAUGUUGAUAUUGGAGCAGUGUCUUUCUACUCAGUCAAGUGAAAGUGCAGGUCAAUUUGCUCAAAAUUCUAUUGGAACGGUGUUACUUGCAAUGUCUAAUUUGUUAUAUGAAAGAGGAAGCUUUGAAGAAGCAAUUGAAAAGCUGCAUAGAGUUCAGGGUUUAACGCGUUCCUCCUUGGGUGUUAGAGUUGCUGCUACGGAAGCUCUUGUUGGUCUUUAUUUGCAGUUGGGCCAGGAUGAUACUUCAUCAGUGCUCGCAGAUAAAUGCUUAGAUUUUUUGCAUAAAGAUGAUUUAAGAAGUAAUGGUGGGAGCAAAGAAUCUUUGAUUGCUCGUGCUAAAGCAGUGAAGGGGCUAGUUGAGCUUGUCACUGGUAACCUUGAGUCAGCUGAAUCAUUUUUUCAUGGAGUCCAAGAUAUUGAAGCUUGGAAUGGCACUGCUGUUUUAUCUUAUGGAGAAUUUCUACAUGCUACACAACAGUUUUCUCUGGCCAAAGAAUUAUACCAAAACAUAAUUGAAGGGGUGCCCAAAAAUGAAGAUUUUAGUGACAUGAAUACCUUGGCAAUUUGUAAUAUGGCUUCAGAUGAAGUUUUGCUAGCUGCAACCUUUGCCUUGGGGCAACUUGAGUCACACAUGGGGAAUUUUCGUGCUGCAGAGGAGAUAUUGACAAAGGCACUAACUAAAACAGAAGAAUACUUUGGAUCUAGUCAUCCGAAGGUUGGUGUUGUCUUAACCUGUAUAGCUCUGAUGUAUCGGAACAAAGCAAGACAAGAGCGAUCAAGCUCUCUUCUAAUUCAAGAGGGACUUUACAGAAGGGCAAUAGAAUUUCUAAAAGCUCCACCGUUGGAGUCUAAAGGUGCAGAGACGAAACUGGACAGGGGGGAUAUUUUAGCCCUUGCAAGAGGUGGGUAUGCAGAAGUACUUUGUGUUCAACAAAACAGGAAGACAGAAGGUGAGAAAAUGAAAACAUGGGCAGAAGCUGUAUGGAGUAACCGUCGAAUGUCACUCACUGAUGUAUUGGACAUCUCAGAGCCUUCAAGUAAGGUGCCAGUUAUAGAUGUACGAAUCAGCCGAGUGCUGUAGAUCAUCUUGUGCUUUCUCAAAUGCAGUAAUUAAUCAUGCUUUGGUUAUGCAUUGACAAAUAAGUGUUCGAAAUUUCUGAGAUGCUGGAACAGGAAUGUUAGAUUGCACUAUAGUUUCUUCAUCUGGUUAGUUUUGUCAGAAUAUCCUUGGCAAUAAGUUAAUAUUCAGCAGAUUGUCGGAUGAUGAUUGUGUGCAAUAGAAGAGAAACAUCUGUAAACUGCCAUACCUAAAUUUAAUGCGAUAUGACCUUAUCUUUCUUGUAGGGUAUACAAA